AUGGAAGAAAAUGCAAACACCAGUUUGGAAGAAGAUUUCGAAGGACAAGCAACACACACAGGGCCCAAAGGUGUGAUCAAUGACUGGAGAAAGUUUAAAUUAGAAAGUGAAGAUAAAGACUCCUUACCCUUGAGCAAGAAAGAAAUUCUUAGACAAAUGUCUUCACCACACAGGUCCUUCAGUAAAGAUGAUAAAGAUACCAGAGAGAGAUUCUGCCGUAAGAUGAGUAUGCAGGAGUAUGAAUUAAUAAAUGAUGAGAAAGAAGAUGAAAGUUGCCUACAAAAAUACCGUAAGCGCUGCAUGCAAGAUAUGCACCAAAGGCUGAGUUUUGGGCCUAAAUAUGGCUAUCUGUGCGAGCUGCAAAAUGGAGAACAGUUCCUGGAAGCCAUUGAAAAAGAACGUAAAACUACCACUGUCAUUGUUCACAUUUAUGAAGACGGAGUCAAGGGCUGUGAUGCUCUGAAUAGCAGCUUAACCUGCCUUGCUGCCGAGUACACUACUGUGAAGUUCUGCAAGAUCAAAGCCUCUAAUACUGGGGCUGGAGAUCGCUUCUCAGACGAAGUGCUUCCCACUCUGCUCAUCUAUAAGGGUGGAGAGCUUCUGAGCAAUUUCAUCAGCGUUUCUGAACAAUUCAAUGAGGAAUUCUUUGCUGUGGAUGUGGAAUCUUUCCUAAACGAGUAUGGGUUGCUACCUGAAAGGGAGCUUCCAGCACUGGGAAAUGUCAACACGGAUGAGCAAGAUGUUGAAUAG
This is a messenger RNA of Centrocercus urophasianus (Greater sage-grouse), 750 nucleotides long. It is a transcript of the gene PDC, whose product is annotated as phosducin. Gene Ontology annotation, biological process: regulation of G protein-coupled receptor signaling pathway. Bases 1 to 750 code for a protein of 249 amino acids. NCBI's taxonomy places the organism in Eukaryota, Metazoa, Chordata, Aves, Galliformes, Phasianidae. The record is from RefSeq and is a predicted model, not a curated record. The transcript has 3 exons.